UGUAGUUUGAUCAACACCUUUACAAACGACAGACACAAUGGAGAAGAUCAUGUUCUUUUGUGCUGUUUCAUACAGAAUAAUUCAGAUCACUUCCAGCGAUGUUUCAGAACAUGAUGUGAGUAUUUUACGAGUCCGGCUGAAUGAAAGCAUCACUCUGAACUGCAGCAUGACAGACAGAUAUGAAAUCUCCUGGUAUCACCAAAAUCCUGAUUCUGGACGACUAACACUACUGAUGUCUGCCAAGACCAGCAGUGUAGCGGGAAGAAAACUGCUAGUUAGGUUCAAUCAAAACUGUCGUCUGACAGUUCAUGCAGAUGUGGAGAUCAACACAGUCUCUCUAGUUAUUUCUGGACUAACAGAGUCAGACUCUGGUCUUUAUUUCUGUGGAACUAAAUCAGUGGAAAUGCACUUCAACAAACCAAUCAGACUACAGAUUGAGGACAAGCCGACAGACAGAGAGGACAAAGUUCAGUCCGUCACAGAUCCGCCGGAGGAUGAUGAGAUCACAGAUGGAGUGACUCUGACGGAGCGUGUGCUGAUGUUCGGUGGUGUUGGUCUGGCUGUGUUGGUGUUUUUUGUAGCUACAGUCCUUGCAGGAGGAAUCAUUCACUAUAACGGCUGGCAGAAAGGAUGGAUCGCAGCCAAACGCUCAUCUCUGAUUCACCACAAAUCACUUAAAUAACAUAUUUGUUUGUUUUAUUUUUCACUCUAUCGCAUUAAUCAGCAUUGCUCUUACAGCCGAUGGUGGCUCACCAGUGUGCUUCAGAUGUGGAUCUGUUGGCCAGAUCUCACUUAGACUUCUGUUGUGGCAAGAAGAGCAUUAUUGUGUACAUAUAAACUGAAUUCAAGAGAAAUUAUACAUGCUGUUUGUUUUUUAAAGCACAUAAAGCUUGAUUAAAUAAAAAUGUUUUUCAACAUUAAA
Molecule: messenger RNA, 922 nt
Organism: Cyprinus carpio (common carp)
Lineage: Eukaryota; Metazoa; Chordata; Actinopteri; Cypriniformes; Cyprinidae
Biological process (GO): response to bacterium
Source: RefSeq, a predicted model, not a curated record